Paramecium sonneborni is the source of this 996-nucleotide messenger RNA. Lineage: Eukaryota; Ciliophora; Oligohymenophorea; Peniculida; Parameciidae. The record is from the annotation of a GenBank genome assembly.
AUGAAACAUCAUGAUCUGAUACCAAAUAUAGAAUGGUGGGAUAAGCCAUUAUAUCCAGAAUAUCAAGCAAAUUAUAUUCCUAUAAAUAUAUAUAGUGAAUAAGAACAUAAAUAACCUGCAACAGCUCAUACUUAAGAAGAAAUUCAAAGACAAAUAACUUUUUUAUAAUAAUUAUAAUAUACAGAUACAACUAUAUUAUUAGAAAAAAUAACAAAAUUACUUGAACAUCCUAAACCAUUUAUUAUAAGUGAAUUAAUAUAGAAUAGAGAGAAAGCAGCUCUACCUUCAAUUUUAACAAAAAAAGAAAGAAAGAAAAGAUUGAGAAAAAUAUGUAUGGAUAUUUAGAAAGAAAAAUAAGAUAAAAUUAGAUUAGGUUUAUAAAAACCAUCUCCACCUAGAAUAACUUUAUAAAAUAUGAUGGCAAUAUUAAGAGCAGAAGCAUAAAUAGAUCCAAGUAAGGCUGAAUAAGAAGUAAGAAGAUAAAUUUAGGCUAGAUUAGAUAAACAUAUUAAAUAAAAUAAAGAAAGAGAAUUAACUAAAGAAUAAAGAGGAGAUAAAUUAAAAUUAAAAUGGUAAAAAGAUGCUUCAUAAGAAAUUAGAGUUGCUGUAUUUAGAAUUGAUGAUGAUUUAUCAUCUAAUAAUUUAGAAUCUAAAAAAUUAAAAUUUAAAGUAGACAAGAAUGCAUAAUAAGACAGCUUAUGCGGAGUAUGUUAAAUUGCAAAUUAAAAUGGAUAAUCAGUUGUACCUUCUAUUGUUGUAGCUGAAGGUGGACCUAAAGGAAUUAAAUUUUAUAAACAAUUACUCUUAAAUAGAAUUAAAUGGAAAUCUGAUGUUUCAAAAUAAGGUUGUAUAUUACUUUGGGAAGGAGUUGCUAAAUAGCAUGCAUUUAAUAAAUGGAAAAUUAUUGAAAUUAAAAGUGAAGCUGAAGUAAAAAGAAUAUUAGCAGAAAAGGGAGUUGAACAAUUCUGGGAUUUAGCAAUGAAUAAUCAAAAUUGA